Molecule: messenger RNA, 1608 nt
Organism: Aspergillus aculeatus ATCC 16872
Lineage: Eukaryota; Fungi; Ascomycota; Eurotiomycetes; Eurotiales; Aspergillaceae
Product: putative MFS transporter
Exons: 7
Coding region: 1-1608 (535 amino acids)
Biological process (GO): transmembrane transport
Cellular component (GO): membrane
Molecular function (GO): transmembrane transporter activity
Source: RefSeq, a predicted model, not a curated record
AUGACGGACAUCGAAACGGGGUUCAAGGGCUCCUCCAUCAAAGCCCACGAUGUCGAAGACACGCAGUCUUCCAAGGUAUCGAUCGAGGUCGGACAGGAACACCUCGCUGGCGUCGUGCCCCCCCAUGAGUCGUAUGAAGGCUUUCACCGAUUCGACCCCACCGCUACCUGGACCGAACAAGAGGAGAGACGAGUGAUCUGGAAGACCGAUCUGUAUCUACUCACGGCUCUCUGUAUCAUGUUCUUUGGUCUCCAACUGGACCGUGGCAACUUAUCAAAUGCGCUGACGGACAACCUACUGGUCGACCUGAACAUGUCGAGCAAUGACUACAACAAUGGAACCACUAUCCAAUUAGUCUGCUUCUUGUCCGCAGAGUUCCCCGUCCAGCUGCUCAUCAAGAGAUACGGUUUCAAGCGGGUCCUCCCCGUGAUGAUGAUUUGCUGGAGUACUGUAUCCUGGGCGCAAGCAUGGAUGACCAACCGAGCUGCCUUCUACGUGACCCGCGCACUCAUCGGGGCUUUUGAAGGUGGAUUCAUCCCCGGCACCAUCUUGUUCGCGACCUACUUCUACAAGACGAAGGAGCUCUCCGUGCGCCUGGGAUUCUUCUGGUCCACGCUCAACGUUGCCCGUAUCAUUUCGUCGCUGCUGGCGGCGGGCAUUCUCGAGAUGCGUGGCGUGCAGGGCAAACCGGGGUGGUUCUGGCUUUUCCUGAUCGACGGCCUCAUCACCUUUGCCAUUGGAUUUCUCAGCCUCUUCUACCUCCCCAGCUCGCCCACCAACACGACCAGUCUCCUCUGCCCGAGAAACUGGUAUACCGAACGCGAAGAAGUAAUCAUGAUCAACCGCCUCCUCCGCGACGACCCCUCCAAAGGCCUAACGCACAUCAACGAAUCCGCGACCCUGCACGACAUCAUCUCCGCCUGGAAAGACCCCUCCAUGUGGGGUUUAUAUCUGAUCGGCCUAGUCGCCUACAUCCCCCAAAGCCCGGUAUCCAGCUACCUCUCCCUGACCCUGAAGCGACUGGGCUUCACCACCUUCGAGUCCAACAUGCUCUCGAUCCCCUCCGCGGCGCUGCAGAUCAUCCUGAUGCUGGCCCUGUGCAAGAGCAGCGAGUACUUCGGCGACCGGACCUGGCACAGCCUGUUCGGGGAAUUCUGGUCCCUGCCGCUGCUGAUCGCCCUGCUGUGCCUGCCGGCGGGCGGCUACAACUGGGCCCGCUUCACCAUCACCACGCUGAUCUCCGGGUACCCCUACUUCCACCCGAUCGUCUCCGCCUGGAUCUCCGAGAAUACCUUCGACGUGAAGAAGCGCGCCAUCACCGCCGCCACGUAUAAUGUCAUCGUGCAGGUUGGGUCGAUUAUUUCGUCGCAAAUCUACCGCUCCAACGACUCCCCCUACUACUACACCGGCGACAAGGUCCUGGUCGCCCUCUGCGUCUUCUCCAUGGCCGUCUUCGUCGCCCAGCGCGAGUACCUCCGCCACCUCAACCGGCAGAAGGAGCGCAAGUGGGCCCUCAUGUCGGCCGAGGAGCGCGUGCUCUACCAGGCGGACACGGCGGCGCGCGAGCGCGACGGGAACAAGCGGCUUGAUUUCCGGUUCAAAUACUAA